Molecule: messenger RNA, 2172 nt
Organism: Anthostomella pinea
Lineage: Eukaryota; Fungi; Ascomycota; Sordariomycetes; Xylariales; Xylariaceae
Source: the annotation of a GenBank genome assembly
AUGGACCAAGCAGACAUACCAGGGCUUCUGUCGCGACUGGCCAGCGACGAGGAUGCUGCGCGCAAGAUGGCCGUCUUCAAGCUGCAGUCCUCUAUCAACGACCCUUCCUUCGCCGACAUCUUUAUAUCCUCCGGGGGGCUCAUUAUCUUGCGACGAUUGAUCAUGAGCUCCAGCGGAAACACCCUCGCAUACUCGCUACAAAGUCUUAGCCGAUUACUCGAGGUGGAUAUGGGCUGGGAUAUAUUUGAGGGUCCUACGGCGGGAGAUCUGGUCGAGCGCGUUGUCGAACUGAUCGUCACAAACCCGCUGGUGAACAUUCUACGAGGCGCCAUGUCCAUACUCGUCGCACUCGUCGGCCAUUCGCAAUCGGAGACGCCAGCCACGCUGAGCACUCCAGGCACAUUUGGUUUCCGCGCACUGAGACCUGCCGUUGCCGUCUACCCACAGUUCUUCGACCUCGUCAUCCAGAAACUACAAUCCGCAGACCACGCGCUCUGCGGCACGACGCUUAUGCUCAUUAAUGCGCUCAUAAGGGACGCCGUCUCGAACGAUCCCGUUGCGAAUAGUAACGGCAAGGCGACCGGUACAGAGGAGUGGCCCAAGUUUAUAAAGAAGCUACAAGACUUGGGUCUAAUAAAGGCGGUCUACCAUCUCAUGCAGAGCGCAGCGCUGCAGGACCUAGCACAUCCACUGCUGGAAUUCCAGUCCCUUACUAAGGUACUGCUCAAGAAGUGGAAAGGGGUACAGGUCGAUCUGGAAAGACCCGAGCACAGGAGAGCUCUGAAAGGAUUACAUAUUGCCAGUGCACCAAAUAAGGACUACAUGAACGGGAAGGGCAACGCCAAUGGUAACCCCAUUGGAAGGAUCGAGGAGCUUCAAGACUCCGGGAAGAAGGGGAGUCGGAGGCAUAACCCCGAGAAGUGGAGGAGAUUAGGAUUCGAGACCGAGAGUCCAGCAUCCGAGUUCGAAACCGCUGGUUUCCUUGGUAUGAUGGACCUGACAGACUACGUCCGGAAGAAUGAAGAUGCCUUCCAGAAAAUGCUACAGGAGCAAUCUGCGAAGCCUCUGCACGCGCGAUGUCCUGUUGCGCGGGCUAGUCUCGCCGUCACUCUUGCGCUUUACGAACAUUUUGACUGCGAACAUUCAGAUGUGGAGGAUGUCAGAGGGCACCAGCUCCCAGACGGGAAACAACAAGAGAAGCUCUUCCGGCCGUUGCUCCUCCAAUGGUCCAGACUGCACACGGCGGGUCUGCAAGCUUUCUUCCGAUUAUGGAAAUCCACUGGUGCCGAACAGGACGAUUUCGGAAAGGUGGUAGAACUCAUACGCAUACUCAUCGACCAGGUUAUAGGACAAGCUGGUCGCGGCAAAGAUGUUGUAGAGGUCGAGGAGGAUCUUGUCGAAUAUGACGUGGGCCGCUUGCGAACGCUGCAAAUGGACCUAUUGGGACUCUCGUUUGAGGAUCAAUGGGGCAAACAUCUCUCCAAAACACGGGAAAACCUGAGGAAGGAGGCUCUCACAUUCGUCAAAGAACAACGAGUUAGGUGCUUGUUGCAAGGCUCGUGGUUUUCCAAACCAGCGCCGCGGAAAGCCAGUCGAGGGGAGCCCGAGAAGUCCGAGAACCGACGGGCAACGCACGGUACCCUAUGGAGGUAUACGAAGCUGUCGCACAACCGUCGUUACCUACACUACGCGGAUUUCGCUUUACGGACCAGCCAUGACCCGGGCUUGGACGCACUGCAUGAGAAGGUGGAUCUUCGAACCAUCAGCUCUGUUGUCUCCAACGUGUCGGCACCAAACGACGACUCGAAGAGUGACUCGGCAUCGAAUGCUGCGCCGCUGCCUUCGAGGCACUCGACAAAGAUCACGAUAUACAGCUACGUCAACCCCGAGGAGGCGCGCAAAGACGGGGAUGGCAAGGAGCAACCGUUGCUCACCCUGUACCCCUUGAACCACAGCCUGGCAUCGGAGUGGCUCGACGGGCUGCUGAUGCUGCUCGACCAGGCCCCCAUCACGGCGGACACAAACAAGCUAGUCCACUUGGUCGAAGAUUAUGGGUUGAAGAUCAGACUGCUGAACGUCCGGAUGGAGGCGACGUACGCUGGGCCGCUGGUGGGCGCGGGAAAGGUGCCGAGCAGGGAGGGCCUGGAUGACGAUUACCACUAUACCAUCUGA